UUAAUCUCGUUUCUUUCAAUGAGAGGUGGAACAACUGUCAGAUUCGUAUAUAAAUGAAGUAGGCUGCGAACGUCUCUCUUUUAUAACCUCAAAAAUGCGCGAGAAGUAUCACUCAGAGAUGGCGAAGUGAGUUUAUUUUUAGUUUUAAUAAGUGUUUAAGUGAACGGAUCAUCAUCAUGCCGUCGAAAAAGAGAAAAUACAACGCAAGGUUUCCCGCGGGGCGUAUUAAGAAGAUUAUGCAAACGGAUGAAGAAGUGGGGAAGGUUGCACAUGCUGUACCCAUCAUAAUCUCUCGUACAUUGGAGCUGUUUGUGGAGUCGCUAUUGUGUAAGGCCAUGUCUGUCACGAUGAAUCGCAACGCCAAGACUGUCAGCCCCUCACACUUCAAGCAAUGCAUCCUGGCAGAGUCCAGGUUUGACUUCCUCAGAGAUCUGGUGAAGAAUAUACCUGAUGUUUCACCUGCAGAUGAAAAGGACAUGAGUGCUGAAAGUUCACCAAAUUCUUCCAGAUUUCCAGACGCAGUCCAGCCGACUCAAAGGAUAGCACGAGGUGAUUCCAGCAGUUCUAGCAGUUCAGAUAUAUCACAAUUGGCACAACAUAAAGAUAACCUCAAAAGAACUCACUCGGAAACAGAAGUCACCCGACAACGGAACGAAACAGUCACUUCCGCAGAAUCCGCUAUAGAUUUAACUAAAAAAGAAGGACCAAAACAAGUCCGAAUAGCGAAUUUCUAUCAAGAAACAUUAGUGGAUGAACAUCCAAGCGUGAUAACAAUCAAUCCAACAUAUUCCAGCCCUCAACCGUCGACAUCUAGUUAUGCAAAUCUAACUAAUGUCGAAGAGAAUAAGGUCGAAGUUACCGUGCCAAAGCCGAAACAUAAACCAAUGUUCUAUGUAGAUGUUAAACAAAAUAAUAUACCUAAAACUCCGACACCACGAACACCAGUCACUCCUGUACUAAAUAUAGACUUUACUAAAAAUCUAGCUAAACCAGAAAUCAGAGUCCUUGAUACCGCAGUAGCUAGUAUCGUCGGAGUGCCAAAGAAUGAUAAAAUUUCAAAGUUACAAAGGCGAAACUCAAAAGUUAAAGUUGAUACUAAAAAGUUUGAACCCAAACCUAUUGUUCAAACACCACCGGUUGAUAUAGAUCAUUUGAAUUCCGGUAAUUUACAAAUUGACGAAGACUAUGAUACCUGAAUAAAUAAGUUUUGUUUUUUCUUGUUUAAUUUGUUGUGCUAUUUUAUAGCGAGUAGACAUGAAAUUUGUUAUCCAAGUAAUUUUAUACCAUAACCACCAUAUGACCAUAGACCAUACUAUCACCAGUAUAAACAACAACUUUAUAUGGUUAAUUAAAAAGAAUUGACUUAUUGUCUUUGUUUAUAGCAAAAAAAGUUUUUACUAAAAAGUUUUUAAAGUGAUAAAAUACUGUUUGCUCAAAUGUGUCAAGUGCUAGUUUGUUUUAUUAAAAAAAAACCUACAGUGACCAUCCAACGAAAUAUUUUAAGGAUUAAAAUCUCUGACAGCUCAAAUAAUUACGAAGAUAUUAUGUAAACCACAAAAACUUGGGAAUACAGUGUAAAAUACAUAUUGUGAACCCAAUAUAACCAAAAAAUAUCUAUUUUAUAACCUAACUAUAUAUAUAGAACACCUAAGUAUUUGCAGAAUGUGAAAAAAAAUGCAAAAAUUGUAAUACAAAUUUCUUGGUGAAUUAUGGUUUAUUUAGUUAGGCUAUAAAAUAAGGAUGAAUUCUUUGUUCAUUUCUAUUUAGGUGUUUUCCCGUUGGGCCGAUGGGCUUAUCGACCAAUAGGCGCAGUGGUAUUUUCCCAUUGGGCCAAUUAAUAAAAUUAUCUCGACCCUAUGAAGAAAAAUGCAGUUGGGUCGAUUUAUUGGUCGAUCGGCCCAACGGGAAACACCUUUCCGUUUCUGUAAUAGUUUUAGCGUGGGCUUCCACUGACUUUCAUUGAGAGAUACAUACUAUUAAGUUUUUUCUUCCUACCUGAAUGUUCAAUUCGAUAAGAACGGGUCCACAUAGGUUCAAAUUUGAAAUAUUUUGUUUAUAAUUUUCUUCUAUUAAUUUGGAUAACAUAUAUCAUGAUAUAGUUAUGUUUUUACCAUUAUAGGUAUGUUAAUGAUAAUAUUUUUGUGUAAUUGUUUUUUUUAUGAACAGUUUGAACUAAUGAAUGAUUUUAAACGUAUUCGUGUGAAUGAAUGAACCCUUUGCUUGUCUUUUUCUUUUUUUUUAUUGAAAUUCUUUGAUGAGAUUUUUUGUGUGCUUAAAUGGCCAGUAGUUGCGAUGUUUUAUUUCUGGUUGUUGUUUUUUAAAGAGAUAAAAAUUUAAUAACUUGCACAUAUAUUUGUGUAUUUUGGAAUAUGUCUAAAUUUUGUGUGAUAAUUGUUUACACUAUGAUAGAGUUACAAAAAAAUUGAAAUUGGUAUUACAAAAUUUUAAUUUAACAAUGAUUCUUUUUUUUGUAAAGCCAUUUCUAGAAUAUAUGUUAUUUCACAUUCAGUUAUUAUAUGAAUUUACUUUUGGAUGUAAAUAUAAAACUGUUAUACAUAUUUUUAACUUCAUUUAUUUCAAAACAUAGGAUGUUAGUUAUAUCAUGGCCACUUGCUUCUUGCUACCUUCUACUAUAAAAAAUAAAAUAACAUAAUGUUUACAUAACCUAUAAAUUUCCCCCCAUGUAUUCAAUUUCGUUCCGUCCGAUAAAAAUAAUACACAUAUAUUCAAUUCAACGUUAUAACAAAGAUUUUAAAAUUAGGUUUCCAUCCUAAAAGUAUCUAAUGCAACGGGAGUUUCCCUCUGGACUGAUCAGUCAGCCCAAUAGGACGUUUUUUUCCCAUUGGACGUUUGAUGUGAUAGUCCAACGGGAAACAACCCAAGUGACAUUUAAAUUGUAAUUAUUUUUGCAGUGAGUUUGAAUACACGCAUCGCUAUUUCAUUAGGUUAUUAAGAUUGAUUUUAUAAUAACAAAAUUGGCUUUCAUUUGUUAAAAAUGCAAUAAUAAUUUACUAUAUGUUAUUAUCCGACUGAAUCAUGAUUCUGUGUUAUGCGAACUGCCAUUUUGAAAAGUAGCCUACACGAUUGAACUAUGAUGAAAUGUCAUUCAACACAUAUUCUUCCUUCAGUCGAGUCGUUUUAUUUUUUUAAUUAAAAUACUAAUAGUGUUAAUGAAUCAAAAAUUCUCAAUGGCAAUAUAUAUACAGAUAUACUUCCAUAAUUUUUUUGCAGUCGUUUAAUAUUAAGAAGAAAAAACACUGAAUCCAUAACUCAAAUUAAAUUUAAUCUAUGUUGUUAUCCUUGUAUGAAUGUCUAGUGUUAAUAUAAAUAUGUAUACCUGGUUAUAUAUUGAUAUAAAGUAUAUAAAGCCCACUAAUAAUAUAUUUACUUGCACGAAGCAUCUUAAUCUAUGUAAUUGUUAUAUAUAAUGUGUGUGAACUAAAAACAUGCCUUUGAUGUUACAAGAAUACUUUUUUGUAUGCUUUGACUACUUUAGAAUUUCAAAAUCUAUUUCUUCACAAAAAAUUGUUGAAUAAUUGCAGUGAAUUUGUAAUUUGCAGUGAGUGAGGCAGGCGCAUACGGAAGCUAGAGGUACGAGAGAGAUAGAGAUAGUCUUCCGAUCUUGCUUCAAAUCUAUUAAAACGUCAUGACAUAAUUAUUUUUCGCGCGUUUUUAUUGUUUGAAAUACCAUAAAGUUUAUCGACGUGUUUUAAUAAUUGUAAUAACUCAAUAGUAUUUAAAUAAAACUAGAAAUAAUUAUAUUACAAAUCUAUAUGUACAUUUUAUAUCAAAAAGCGUGCGCUAGAGAAUUUGCACGAAAUGUUCAAGAUGUCAGCGCUUUAAAUUAAAAAAAGAACUAACCUACAAUACUUCGUCAAUUAUGUUAUCAACAUGCAAAUAAUUAUUUAUCGAGUAAAAUUUAUUUUUAUAACAGCUGUGUAUUUUAAUAUACUUAUUAUAAAUUUAUAAAUUCUCUGCAAAGUGUCCUGUUCGUAUGAAUAUGUAUUACGAGUGGAUUUUGUUUUAAAUAGCUUUUUAAAUCGUGGUAUAUGUGUGUAAAGAGUUUAUCACGAAAAAAAAACAAUUUUGCGGUAACAUUUUUUUUUCGUUAUUUUAUAUUUGACGCAUGGAAUGCAACAGCGUGGAUAGAUCUAAAAUUUGCAACUUUAAACUUUUUUUACUUAUAUGAGCCAAGACGUUAUGUUUUUUUUUGCUUACCUGACUCACCAUUUUAACUGCUUUACAUUUAAGUUUAAGGACACGUUGCCGUUGUAAAAAUCAGCAAACUUUUAAUAAAAAUAUGCUUCUUUCAAAAAAAAAUUCAGUAGUCUGAAUUUCUAGUCGCUAAGAAUGGAGUUAUCGAUUUUUACAGCUAGAUGGCGUCUUAUUUUAAUGUUUUGAAUUCAAUGCUUGUUACUUCAUGACUAUUAAAUAUUUCUUUAAACUAUCCUAAUAAGUUGUGCAACUAAUGCUAAGUUUAUGUGUUUGGAAUGUUCUCGAAAGCAAUAAAGUUUAGAAGGGUAUGGAAUGUAUGUAAGAAAAUGGAUUGUGUACAACGCUAUAUGUUUUAUGUAUGUUGUAAAUUAUAAUAGAAAUACAAAAAUUGGUGAUACGUA
Messenger RNA from Papilio xuthus (Asian swallowtail), 4616 nucleotides. It is a transcript of the gene NC2alpha, whose product is annotated as negative cofactor 2 alpha. Gene Ontology annotation, biological process: transcription by RNA polymerase II. The coding region runs from base 177 to 1196 and encodes 339 amino acids. The transcript has 5 exons. Gene Ontology annotation, cellular component: negative cofactor 2 complex; nucleus. Gene Ontology annotation, molecular function: core promoter sequence-specific DNA binding; RNA polymerase II general transcription initiation factor activity; protein heterodimerization activity. NCBI's taxonomy places the organism in Eukaryota, Metazoa, Arthropoda, Insecta, Lepidoptera, Papilionidae. The record is from RefSeq and is a predicted model, not a curated record.